Molecule: messenger RNA, 10660 nt
Organism: Alligator mississippiensis (American alligator)
Lineage: Eukaryota; Metazoa; Chordata; Crocodylia; Alligatoridae
Gene: VWC2
Product: von Willebrand factor C domain containing 2
Exons: 4
Coding region: 395-1390 (331 amino acids)
Biological process (GO): negative regulation of BMP signaling pathway
Cellular component (GO): AMPA glutamate receptor complex
Molecular function (GO): protein binding
Source: RefSeq, a predicted model, not a curated record
CCGCAGCUCCCCCUGCGGCCGCGCUCCGCCUCACCGGCCCCUGCCGCUCCGCGCCUGGGGCUCCGCGGGCGGCUGCAGCCGAGCCCGGGGCAGCGGCCGGGCACCGCCGGGCCAGGGCCAGGGGCAUCUCCCGGCUGCCAUGAGAGCGAGCUAGGGGGGCGCCGCAGGCGGGGCAUUGCCUCGCAGCAGCACCAGGACGAGGACGCGGAGGAGGGGGCAGCAACAAGCGGGGCCUCGCUGCCAGCAUGGGAGCCAAGUGGGAGCCGCCGCUUGCCCACGCCAGGAGCCGGCUGUUGGGCUAGAGCUGCCGCCCGCCCCGCCUGCAGGGAUUGCAGAUCUGCACAGUGAUUCCCUUGGAUGUGAAUGCAGUGUCCCCUGUGGGAUGCAGUAGGUGAUGCCCAGCUCUACUGCAAUGGCCAUUGGAGCUCUCUCUAGUUCUCUUCUUGUCACCUGCUGCCUCAUGGUUGCCCUCUGUAGUUCUACUAUCCCUGUGCAAAAACUGGCCAAGGCUCAAGACAAACAGGAGAUCAAGACAAGCCAGGAAAAGAGAGAUCACGCCUCCACCAGGGACAGCCAGACAGGCCCUGGGAAAAUGAAUGAAAUCGGCAGGAAUGGGAGGGAGGAGGGCACCAGAGAUUGGAAAAGCAAAGGAAACAGAAAUUAUUCAAGCAAAGACUCUUGGACUAAGCAGAAGCAGGCUUGGACUACUCAGGGAGCCAGCAGUAAAUCUGGGAAUAUUGAAGAUCAAGAGCAGAGCGACGGUGUCCCGGAGGACCCUCAGGGGGCUGAAGAUCCCUCCCUGCCAGAAGCUAUAGCAAGCACUACACCUGAGCCCCCCGAGGAGUAUGCUUAUCCAGACUACCGUGGGAAAGGAUGUGUAGAUGAGAGCGGCUUUGUUUAUGCUAUCGGGGAGAAGUUUACUCCAGGCCCCUCUGCCUGCCCCUGCCUUUGCACUGAAGAGGGACCUCUGUGCAUACAACCUGAGUGCCCAAGACUCCACCCCCGGUGCAUUCAUGUCGAUACCAGUCAGUGCUGCCCACAGUGCAAAGAGAGGAAGAACUACUGUGAAUUCAGAGGGAAGACCUACCAGACUCUGGAGGAAUUCAUGGUUUCCCCAUGUGAGAAAUGUCGCUGUGAAGCCAAUGGUGAAGUGUUGUGCACAGUGUCUGCCUGCCCUCAGACUGAAUGUGUGGACCCAGUCUAUGAACCAGAUCAAUGCUGUCCCAUUUGCAAAAAUGGCCCGAACUGCUUUGCAGAAACCACUGUCAUUCCAGCAGGCCGAGAGGUGAAAACUGAUGAAUGCACUAUAUGUCAUUGUACUUAUGAAGAAGGCACUUGGAGAAUUGAACGACAAGCUAUGUGCACUAGACAUGAAUGCAAACAAAUCUAGGAAACCUACAAAUCAAAGUACUUUGAUUUUUUUAUAAAACAUUUCACUGCGGUGAGCACCCAAGAUGACUCUGGGAAAUCUGAAUCAUUGUAAUUAGAAGAUUUGGGGAAGGAGAAAAGAAUGGCAUCCUGGUAUUUUGUUUUUCAUAGUAACAUAAUACUGCAAGGCAAAGAAAUGCACAUAUUUAAAGAAGUUUGGACAUAAAGAUUCCUGUCUUAAUAAAUGUGUUUUAUUUUCACAGCGAGUACACUGAAGUAUACUCUAUCAAAUAUUCAAUGUAUUUCUAUAAUCCCAUUAUAGAUCUUAAAAAUAAAUGUUUUAUAUAGAUAAUACAGAUUAAAAUACUGUAUGGUCACCUGUCCUAUUGUAUACAUGAACCAUGCCUAAACCAUUUCCAUUCUAGUUUUAUCAUCUUUUUCUUUUUUCUGUUGUGGGUAACAAUAAUUUGUGCCUGGCCAGGAAAUAGCCAGAGAUCACAGACUUUAGAUACUUUAAAAAAAUAUAUGUGGUGUUUCAAAAAAUAUUGCCGUGCAAAAGUGAGCCCAGUCCUCUUCUCAGUUUACUGGUGCCUCCCCAGAAAUGGUGUAAUUGGGAACAAAGCUUGAAACUGCAACUUCUGUAAUACCCACUAUGAAACUCUGGUUGGAUAAAUCACAUUGAUCCCAAAAAAAUGAAUUUGUCUGAUGCAUCACAUGAGGACUAAUUCCAUAGUGAUGUAAAUUGUAGCGUCCUAUAUCUAGGAUGAAGAACUGUAAGUAGCAAAGCAGUGUAAUUUGCAAUUUCUUAACAUUUAAACAGUAUGCAAAUUAAGGUAACCAAAACAACAGAGGGUAAAGGGAAUGCAGCAGGUGAAGCAAGUAAAGGAAAGAAGAUUAAGCAGGACUCUUAUAAGAAGUUUUUUUCUGCUACUAAGGUCCUGAUUGACGAAAUUAUUUCCAUGUGGUGUUCACUUUAAGCUAUAGUUUUCUCAGAAAGGGAAACGUUUGUGAAUCCGGCAGAAUACAGUGUUAGUGUCAUGUUAACUACCUUGUUACUUAGGUACAUGAAAAAUUAUUUACAUUAUUUGGUUCAGAGACUUCUAUCAGUUCACCAUGGGUAAAAUGCAAGCCUCACUGAAGUUAAUGGAAAUGUUGCCAUUGACAUCAGGAUUUCUCUCCCAGUCUGGAGUUUUCGUAUACAUAUAUGCUUUAUCAGGUUAUUUUUCCAGAUAUAUCAUAGACAAAAACGAUCAAGUAAAGAGUUAUAUGCAGAGGACACAAAUAUGCCAGACAGACCGAAGCUAGGUAUGUAUAGCUAUUCCAAAUCUGACUAAGAGCAAUCACAAGAUACACCUCAAGACAUAGCCUCAGUCCCCCCAGGUGGAGAGAGAGAGAGAGAGAGAGAGAGAGAAAGAAGUCUGAGACAGACUGCUGUAGCUGAUCUGCUUGAACCCCUCUUACCUGUUAAAAUUGUUUCCCUCAAGCAUAUACACACCAACGUAAAAACCUCCAACGUUGCAGUUGAAAUAGAAGUGAUUCUGCAGCAACUGGAUUGCCAACAGGUGAGUACUAAAUACCUCACCAUAAAAAUGAACUGUGAGUCAGAGUGCUUGGUUCUGCUGCACUUCUUAUUCCCUGAAUAGCAAUGUCUAGCUCAGUAGGUUCCUACUCCAUGAGUGUGUGUACAUGAGACACUUUACUGUGAAGUAGUGUAGUUUACUGUGCAGUAAGCAUUUGCACCUACAUGUGCUCAUGCUUACUACACAGUAAACCUCACUAUCGCAAGUAAAUUUGCAAAUGCAAGUAGCAAGUGUAUUCAUGAAUAGUUAUUGCAUAGUAAUGCCCAACAGGGAGCAAAUAUGCUCCCAGUUAGCCAGUCACUGAGGGUGGGAGAUUGCUCCCUGCCCCUGGGAGCUGCCUGCUGCUGGGGCAGGCUCUGCCAUUGCAGCCUGGGUGGGGACUAUGUCCCCCUGCCCUGGCAGUAAGGAGCUCCAAGACCCUUGCUUUAAGAUUGAAAUCAGAGAGUGGGGGUUGGGAAUUCCUUAUCUCCCAGCCCCCAUUUUGUCAUCACAAUUGCUGGCAGGGGUUGGGGAGCCUGUUCCCCGCCCAGCUCCAUGUGUGCAGAGCUGGGGAGGGAACAGGCUCCCCAGCCUGUUCUUCACCCAGCUCUGCAAUUACAGAGCUGAGCAGGGGAAAAAACUCCCCUGCCUGUUUCCCACCCAGCUCCGUGACUGCAGAGCUGAGAAGGGAACAGGCUCUCUACUCCUUGACCUGCAAUUGUGGAGCCAGGGCUGGGAACUGUCCCAGUCAGGGGCAGGUCCCAGCCCUGCAUCCCGAUCUGGAGAUUGAGGCAUGGAGCUUGGAAAGAGCUUCAGGGGUGGGGCAGGUCCCAGCCUGCUGCCAACUUCCACCUGUGGUGCAGGUAGUAGCGAGCCCUCAGCUGGGUAGAAAAUUCCUGCCCAGCCAGGGGCUCACUAUUAGCUGCACCAUGGGUGGAUUGGGGCAGGGGGCUGGGACCUACCCCUCACCUGCAGUUCUUUCCAAGUCCCCUGCGUGGAUCAGGGAUGUGGGGCUGGGAGCUCCUUGCUGCUGGGCCAGGGGGACAUUGUCCUUGCCCUGGCAGCAGACAGCCCCCUGGAGCAGGAAGCAAUGUCCCAGCUCAGUCCUUCCUGCCAGCCCCUGGGCUAGCACCUAGGGGGAGCCUAGAGCUUCCUCUGUUGUUGGCAGGAGCCCUUUGUAAGGCUGCAGGAAGUGAGAGCAGUUUGCUGCUAGGAGCAGCAAAUCUGCUCCCAGAUCCCUGCAUGUGUAGAUGCCUGCUUGGAAGCCUUUACUGACAAGUAAACUGAUCACAGAUCAAAUGCACGUGUAGAUGCACCCCAUGUGAGUCAAAAGAAGAGUAUGGCUCUAAAUCAGGUCCAUAUCUGAUUCACUAGGUCUGUGUUGAUCUAUUGAUUUCACUGAGAUUACUCAUAAAAAUGAAGCUAGCAAGCUAGGUCCUGAAUUACUAAGACCUAGAUCUUUCCUACUGAAAUCAAUGGCAGUUAGAUGCUUAAAUAUGUCUGAGAAUUUUAGUCUGAAAGCCUAUUCCUAACUCUUUCCACUGUACUAAUAUGAUAUUCCAUGUUUGUUUCCUUGAGACUAGUGGACUGUUUGCAUAGAAGCUUCUAUUCAAUGCGAGUUAAAGCAGCAAAAUUGAAACUAAUUUAUGUAACUUGCAGGAACUGGGAUUCAGAAUAGGAUGAUAAACUGUCUACCUUAUCGGGACAUUUACUAUUGUAUUUAGGUAGCAAAAUGAUAUGAAAUUUACCAUAUUUACAUCUCUUAAAGCAUGUGUCCAUAAUGUUUAACUUUAAAACUUUUAAUUGCAUGAAAACCCAGCCUCUCUUCCACUCAAGAUCCUUGCUAAGAUCACGUUUCUGUUAGGCUUGGAUUUCCAUUUUGUUGGGAGCUUGGUUAUCUUUCAAGCAGUAAGUACAUAAGUAAAUGAUUUAUAUUUUUUCAGGAGCAAAACUAGGGCAGAGAGAGUGGGGCAUCAGCACUGGGCACCAACUAUUGAGGAAGCACCAGAGAUAUAUCUGGCAAUCUUUUCAAUGGCAUGAGCCACCCUGCCUGGCACAGAAGCAGGCAGGAAGGACAGUGUCUCUGGGGAAAAGCAAAAUGGUGGUCCCUACUGCCUUCAGAGAACCUGCUAUAGCAGGCAUAGCCCUAUACCCAGUAGUAUAUUUGGGGGGCACAAGAGAUGACUCUCAGGGAGCCCAGCCACGGGGGCUACUCCUGCCUGAGCCAAUGCUGCUAUAGAAGCAGCAGCAGCAACCACCUUUGCAGAGAAGAGCAGCAGGUAAGACUUCACUAAUCCUCCAUCCCCCACCCCCCUGCUGUCCGGGAGUUGGCAUACCCUCCUACGCCCUUGCCCAUCUAAGGUGCUGAAGGGACUUCUUAUACCUCUGUAUUUUCCCCAUUAUGCUUUAGCUGGGCUGGGGUGAUAUUUGGCUGGGGUGUUAUGACCCCGGCACUCGUUCCUGCCCGGGACAGGGGGUCAGACCUGAUGAUCUGUUUAGGUCCCUUCUGACCCUUAGCACUAUGAAACUAUAAGCUAUUCCAAAUGUUUCAAAAUGUCUUAUAUGAUUAUUUAAUAAUUGGUGAAAGGAACCUAGAAACAGAAUGACCUUAACUUAAAUGGACUUAAGGAAUACCCAGUUACCUAGACUUACCCAGGGAUGUCAGCACUCCCUCUCCACAACAACUAUGAUUGCUCUUCUUGUUAGCAGCCUCAACUGAUGCAAAAGGACUGCGAGAGCCUGAGGGCUGUUCUACUGCUGCUAAGUGAGGUAGAGCCACCUUGGCAAUGUCAUACGGGGUACAUGUAGGGCUUGUGUAUAAAAGCUUUAAACUCUUGGGCUGUCAGUUGGGUAUCUUGAACCUGCACUCAUUCUCUAGCAUGUAAAAGGUGGUAAUAGGAAUGCUUCAGAUAGACCAUGGUUUAUGCAGUCAAUGGAGAAAAGUACAUGAAUUAAAUUUAAAAACAAGGUUGCUUGUAACCUGUUCUUUAUGUGCCGAGGCCUCAAGUGGAAACACCUUACAUAUAGUCUUUCAAGCAGCAGUGGAAAAGAAAAAUGAAACUUUACUGAGUACAAAAUACAGUUAGGGAGUGAGGACUCCUAAGCCUUUUACAGCAAAAUAGAAUGUUUUGAUGGCCGUGUUAAAUAUCGGUGUGAAAAUCUGCAUUUAUCUGAAUCUCACCAGCCAGGCAACAUAAUAUUGCUGUUCACGUUGAGAAGUUCCUGUUUAACUUCCACAUUAAAAAAAUGUAGAAUUAAAAUCCAGCUGCAUAGUUUUUAAUGAUCAGAGCCCAGAGCAUGUUGAAUAGUGCAGACUCCCAGACAGAGUGAGAUGUCUUCAUUUGAGGUUUGAACAAAAUAAACAGUAAAGCAAUGAAAGCAAGCUCAAGAUGUUUCUUGAACAGCCACUUUAUUGGUUAUUGGAAGUUUAAUUUAACUCUUUUCAGUGUGUAAAUUCCAACAAGUAAAAUGUAUUUACUGAAGUGAAAAAUGUCAGUUUGCCAUAAAAUACAAGCCUGUGUGUAAUAUAAGUAUUUGAUUUAGAAAAUACAUUUGGUUUACAGAUUAAUGUAUAUUGUCCAAAACAGGUAAUUUAAAGUGAUCUGAGUCACUUUGAUGGUUCAUGAAUACACUUGUCUUUAAAGGUGAUUUGGUCUUUUUGGGGGCAAUAGGGGAUUUUCCUUCCCCAGCUGUUAUCAGAGGCAUUUGCAUGAAUACAGAAUGUCUGCUUUUAAUUUGCCUGCUUCUUCCCGAUUUGAAAUCAGAACCAAAUUACUCUGCACAAUUUUACUGAUGUAAGUGGAGUUAUAAUAGUGGCAAAUUGGCCUUUAAGACAGCCUAAGUAUCAUAUGCCUUCAAAUAAGAAAUAGGCAGUGCACAGUUGUAAAAUAAAAUUCUAGUGCCUGGAAAAAUGCACGUAAUGCUAACAGUGGGGGAAGGGAAACCAGAAAAUGCAAGAAAGAAAUGUUGUUCUUAAACGUAACUUUAAAAUUCCCUCUACUGUGGUCUUUCUAGCCAUAUUCACCAGCAGUUUCCAUCCAACAUGAAAGGCAUUAUGGGAGAUUUUUUUUUUAUUACACUAUUUAAACCAAGUAAAAUGAAUGUUGAUGUUUUCCUUUCUAAGUGUUCAUGUACAGAUUGGAGAAAGAGGAUUAGAAACUCAGAUGCGUAGAAAGUAAUAUAUUAUGAAGUCAAAGGCUGGUGUAAUAGCAAAAAGAAUGAGCAACUGGGAAUCAGCAAAAGGAAAAUUGAUAAUGGCUUGAGAGUGAUAGCAGAGGAAAUAUAACAAGUCAAACAAAAAGGAGAAAACUCCCUGAAUAUGGCUACAGGAGAGUGAUGGAGUGGAAGCUACCAUAGGCGUAGGAGAUAAAUGAAUGUGGUAAAGGUGGCCCACUUGGAGGAGUGGGCUGUUCCCACAGUACACAUUAGAAUGAAGGAAAGGGAAAGUCUCAUGGAACAUGAAGGAUGUUGUAUGCCAAAAAAGGGAGAUCAAGCAUUAACUGGGAAAAUAAUAGAAGAUUCCCUGCUUUCUGGGAAAAGAUCUCCUUGCUUCCAGUUGUGCAAUGGAAUACAGAUUAGGCUUUCAUGAUAUUAAAAUGAAAAUAAUUAAUAGUAUCUUUUUAUGGCAAUUAUAGUAUAUAUGCCAUGAUAUCCAUACCAAGUAUAGAGAAUUUUCAAAAGAAAUUAAUUUAAAAGUCAGGAUGACACCUACCACUGGAAUUUCUUUCCUCCUUACUUCCCAUUUCUCUAGCUAGCCAGCGUGUUGCCUUGCAAGGCACUCACUACUCUGUUUAUAUUGUUUCAUGAACUAAUUACUGUGUUAUACUGCCCAGUAUUUUAUUGAGGGCAGAGCGAGGCAAACAGCAAUAAACAAUGACAGAAAACAAUAAUGUUGCUUUCCAUUUUACUAUCCAUGCAUUCAGUUCUUCCAUUACUUCUGGGUAAAAAAGGACUUAAGUGAACUUCUUGAAGUUUAAUCUGUCUGAUUCCCCUAAAAAAAUGAACUGUCCUAACACGAAGCACUACAAAAGAUAAAUUGCACAUGAUCAGGAAAAAAUUUAUAGCAAGAACUAGACUCACAUGAAAUGACUAUGGAACCCAAGGAAGCAAAAUAAAAGCCUUUCAUACAGGAAAAUUUAGAUUAAAGUUCAGAAAAUAUCUUGACUGAGAGAUUCAGCUAUAAAUCUGCCUCUUAUCAGAUUAGGUGGAAACACUUAUUUGAUUGGUGUAAUACUACACUGAAGAAAAUAAAAUAUAUUGUACAAACAAUCCUGCAUGGGCAGAGUGGUAGAAAACAUGAACUAAUUAAAGUCUUCAGUCUAAUAGAUCUUUCUGACCUCUAUUCCUUUUAUAUGCUCUCUUCCUCCUCCCCCCACCCCUCCCAAAUCCAGCCUCAUGCUUGAACGAAAAGUUCUGGGAUGCAUCAAGAAGUUGUAAUUGUUUACCUCCUUAGAAGUGAUAGGGAAACAUUAAUAAGUAAUAUUAGUUUAUCUGUAAUGGAAAUAACCUUAUGAUAAUCAGCUGCAGCUAAAUUAACUGAAAAACCAUAUUCGCCUCUGAACUUAUCAAUUUCUGUUUCCUAGUGGCCCACCUGAGGCUAGCAGUUUACUCCUACAACUCUGUGUGUUUAUACACAAGCUUGGGGAAGGGGGGGAGGUGCUUUAAUUAGAGCGGCUCCAAGAGCCACCCUAACUAAAGUGCCUGGAGUGUCUCAUAUAUCAACGUCCCCGUGCUUAAAAAUGGCAGCAGGGGCACUUUAAUUAAAGCUUGUUUGACAAGCUUUAAAGCACCCCCACCAUUUUUAAGCGUGGGAACGCUGAUACACAAGACCCUGGAGUCUGCUGGAGCGUUGGAGCAGAAUUGCUGCUCAUGUAUAGGGACCCUCUAAUUACUAUGAUUAGUUCAAAAGAAAAAACUGAUACACUUCAGAAAUGCAUUGCCAUAAAAAAGAUCUUCCUGAUGGAGAUAUUUAGAAUGUCUGUCACAACAUGUAGUGACUUACUAUUUACAUAAAGUAAACACUGGUAACUCAGGGUAACUACUGAGUUUUUGUCCUUGUAUUUGUCAACCAUCUUGAUAUUGAGUUUGAACAGAAUCAACAUCUGUAAUGUGAUCUUCAUUUCUAUUCCUGCCCCUUCAUACUGGAUAAAAGGUUCCAGAACAGCAUAGAGAAACUCUCUACCGCCACCAACUCAUGCAAGGCAGAGAAUUCUCUUGGCUACAGGCAUUAGAAAAGGCUACUGCAUGCCCUCCACAAGCUGUAUGUGUUUACCUAAAUUAUUUCACCCACAUAUAGUAGAUGAAAUCAUGAAAAAGCAGAAUAAAGCAAAGACAAGUAAUACCAUUUCCUGCACAAUGUUGAAAACUGGAAACUAAAGCAAUAUAAUGAGAAAAAAAAUCUGAUGUGUUUAUUUUUAAGUGAAAGACAUAAGAAAAUAACUUUUCCCUAUUUAUACAUACAAAAUUUGGAUCUUCCAGCUCCACCCAAAAUAUGAGAAAGGAGACUAUGGAAGAUGCAGGUUAAAAAUCAGUUUUAUUGAGCAUUCACUAGCAGCAUAUGUGCAAAUAGGAAUAACUGACCACAUUCUGAUCUCGAUUAGGCUGAAGUAAUCCAAAUUAAUUUGAUUAAAUUCAGAUCAGUUUUCAGAUUAAUACUGGUAUGACUGAAAUCAGACUCUGUCCUGGAGAAAGUAAACAUAAAAAAAUAAUGUGAUGUAAUGAAUGGUUCAGAUAAGAAAAAAAAUCAGCAGUCUUGUGUGGUGCUUGUGUUUAUGGUAGAUAAAACACAACCUAGUGAAAGGCCAAGACAAGGCCUACUACACACCUUUUGUUUUGCAUAAUCUCCUGGUGGCAAGGCUUUGACCUGGCCUGAUGUACUGACUUUCACAAAGUAAGAGGAUUACCAAAAUCGUUUUUAUACUAUGCUAGAGUAUGUAAACAUGUAUUAAGAAGCAAAUCAGAACCCUUACAGGAUUUACCAGAUCAAACUGAAGCAAACUACUGAGACUUAAAACUUACCAAUUCCUUGCUUAUUUGAGCCUGUCCCAAGAAGCUGGUUAGUACUUGAUUUACACCAUCCAUUCAGUCAUGGUAUUGGGUAGCAAUUACAGUUGUUUGGUUUAUUUAUUUUUUUUUAAGAAUAACAGAUUAAUAAAUAUAUUAAGUGAUCUAUACAUUAAAGUUAACAUGCUGAUUAAACUUUUGUCUCUGUUACCUUAAAAUUAAUUGCAUUCAUUUCAGAGGGGUAAUACUGGAAUUAAUUUGCAGUAGGUACUGUACAAAGCUCCAUGUGCUUAUGUUAUUUGGCAUGUUUUUACCAGCACAAGCCUACAUAAUUGCUAAGACAAUACUCACUGUUUCCUAUGCUUUAUCAACCAUUGAUAAGUCAAACUAAUGCUAAGUAAUUUAGUGUUAUUGUGAUUGGCUAAUUAUGGAGAUGACAUUGACGUGCAGUGCUUCGAAGUAGUGUAACAGCAUUUCCAGUUUGCAUCUGUUCAUUCCUAUUUGCCACAUGAAAAGAGAAAUAACUAGGAUUCGGGCAUUUGGUUGAUUCAAGUUGAGUGGUGAUAUCUUAACUUACCGCUAAAGUUUUUUUUCCAACACUGCUUUUUCCCAGCUACUUAUUUUAAAAUGGCAUUUGAUAAAAAUAGCUAUUUUAUAUAUUCUGCUAAAUAUUAGUUAUGCUGUUUAUACUAAUGUUUCAGCAAUAAAAAAGUCAUUCUGUUAAAUCUUCA